GGGCAAGAGCGGAGUGUGCCCAUGAUCAAAAACAUCCAACCUCCGAGCACAACAACACAAAAAAAAACUGGUUGGCUAACCCUGUGCUCAAGCAAAAAAAGCCGAUCAACUUUUUUGACUCUCUUCUUUUCUUAUUCUUUCUCCUCAUCUCAUUCUGCUUAGUACCCUUAAUAUCAAACGUAUCAUGACCGACUUCACCCUUGUGGCUCCUGAACCUCUCCGUUUUUCCAACUCUCAACCUGAAUCGCUUCACUAUGCUGUAACAUGUUCACUUGGAGAUGAUGACCAGAGUUACACAUCUUCGUCAUGGUCCGUACUGAGCGAUUUUGAGGAACCAGCAGGGUCGAACGAUUCUUCUGAGACAUCCGCCUAUACCGAGUUCCAAGAGAUUAUCAACUCUUCUCGGUGUGCUCAUCGAGACAGCUAUCAAGGGAAUCUUGGACUCAUCACUAAGCUAGUUCAGACCCUUCGCGAGCAUGUCCCAGCCUCACCCGUUCCUCGAAGUCACAAUCCACUGCCCAACAAUGCCACUUUCGCCACCUUAGCGGCUGCUCACUCCAAGCGUGCUAGCUCUUGCACACCCUCUGUGCUGACUUCCGCGUUGGAAGGCUACCCCGUUGGCAAGGCUUUCUAAAUUCUUGAUCACCACUUGUGUAUAGCGACAACAUGAGAAGGCAUACUACUUAAUCUUUCCGCCAUUCCCUUCCAUUUGAUCAGUUCCGAGAAAAAGCAAGCCAUGUACAUAACCUACUCUUUCUUCUAUAUAUCAAAUUUUUCACGCAAUACCCAUUCGUGUUCACAUUUAUCGACACACCGAGAUCCCCUACGCUAUCAUUGGGAGCAGUCUUUUUAUUCUCUCUCUGUACAUUCUCUCUUUUAACAUUAUUCGACGUUUGAUCGCGCCUUCUUUAGAGACUCUUAAAUUUUUUCUUAUGUACGUAGCAAACACCACAAUACACAGCU
Molecule: messenger RNA, 963 nt
Organism: Umbelopsis ramanniana AG
Lineage: Eukaryota; Fungi; Mucoromycota; Umbelopsidomycetes; Umbelopsidales; Umbelopsidaceae
Exons: 3
Coding region: 185-634 (149 amino acids)
Source: RefSeq, a predicted model, not a curated record